AUGGAUAUAGAAAAUCAGCCUCAAGAAAAUAGAUCUCUUCGUGAGCUCUUUGAUUCAGCAGAAAAUUUCCGUAGAAAAAUAGAGGAAGGAUCAACUGAAUUAUUAGCGGAAUGUAUUUCUUUAUAUGAAAAAUGCCACUAUCUAGCCAGAAAGCUAUCUCUUUUUAGCAACAAUGAAGGAAUUGAUGAGAUAAGCACUUCAGAAAUUAGAUUUUUUUUGAUAGAUUAUUAUAUAGCAGAACUUUUAGACAAAAAUACAACAUCUAAUAGAUCAUCAACUAUAUUAUCAUCAAGAAAUUUAUUCGUUUCAUUUUUAACAUUAUGUGAAAACUAUACAUUACUAACAAGUUCUGACAAAGCUUUAUUUAAUUAUCUUAAUUCUAAUGAAACAUACAAUGAAGGCUAUAUAAAUAGAAUUUCUAAUGUCUCUCGAAGAGAAGAAAAAAUUCAAAGAUACAAAAGAGAAAAAGAAUUAAACAAGAAUAUAUCCACUUUUUUAAAAAAUCCAUCAAAAGAUGAAAAUGAUUUGCGAAAGCAUUUUCUUGAAGUAGUUCAAUUAGCUAUUUUUAAGUCAUUACAAAGCAUAGAACAAUUAGAUUUGGAGUUAAAAAUGAUAGAAAUUUCAAAGGACAAAGAUCAAGAUUCAAUUAAUGACUAUCAUAGAACUGAAACAGAAAAUAACAUUCAUUCAACAUUAAAAACAAAAAAUAAUUUCCAAAAAGACAAUCCUCUUUUAGAUAAACAUGGAAAACCGUUACGCCCCUUUACUAUUAUAGCAAAGAGAGAACAAUUAAAGAAUAAUGUUUUUGGGCCAGAUCAUAACCUACCUACGAUGACUAUUGAUGAAUAUUUAAAAGAAGAAGCAAAAAAAGGGAAUAUUCUUUCUAACAAAGAAAUACCACAAAAUAAAAAAGAAAUCGAUCAAGACAACAUGGAAGAAAUAGAUAUAGAAAUGUAUAAAGCAAGGAAAUGGGAUGAAUUUAAAGAAGAAAACCCCAAAGGCUGGGGAAACAGAGCAAACAGGUAA
Pneumocystis murina B123 is the source of this 1026-nucleotide messenger RNA. RefSeq lists its product as hypothetical. The coding region runs from base 1 to 1026 and encodes 341 amino acids. Gene Ontology annotation, molecular function: protein phosphatase 2A binding. Gene Ontology annotation, biological process: regulation of signal transduction; regulation of dephosphorylation. NCBI's taxonomy places the organism in Eukaryota, Fungi, Ascomycota, Pneumocystomycetes, Pneumocystales, Pneumocystaceae. The record is from RefSeq and is a predicted model, not a curated record. Gene Ontology annotation, cellular component: cytosol. The transcript is spliced from 7 exons.